GUCAGGCGCAGAGAGCUGCUGCGGCGCAGCCUGGGAGCUCCCGCUGUUCGCUGGAGAGCCGUCGACCUAGGGGGGAAAAAGAGGCUCUGAAUAAAUCCCAGGGACGUGCCGCUAGCUGGAGACCACCAUGACGGACUCGAAGUACUUCACCACCACGAAGAAAGGGGAGAUAUUUGAGCUGAAAGCCGAACUGAACAGCGACAAGAAGGAGAAGAAGAAGGAGGCAGUGAAGAAGGUGAUAGCGUCCAUGACUGUCGGCAAAGACGUCAGCGCUCUCUUCCCGGACGUGGUGAACUGCAUGCAGACAGACAACCUGGAGCUGAAGAAGCUGGUCUACCUCUACCUGAUGAACUACGCCAAGAGCCAGCCGGACAUGGCCAUCAUGGCAGUCAACACCUUCGUGAAGGACUGCGAGGACCCAAACCCUCUGAUCCGGGCUCUGGCUGUGCGGACCAUGGGUUGCAUCCGCGUGGACAAGAUAACGGAGUAUCUCUGUGAGCCCCUGCGGAAGUGCCUGAAGGACGAGGACCCUUACGUGCGCAAGACGGCAGCCGUCUGUGUGGCGAAGCUCCACGACAUCAACGCGCAGCUGGUGGAGGACCAGGGCUUCCUGGACACCCUUAAAGACCUCAUCUCGGACUCCAACCCCAUGGUAGUGGCCAAUGCAGUAGCGGCGCUCUCGGAAAUAGCGGAGUCCCACCCAAGCAGUAACCUCCUGGAUCUCAACCCCCAGUCCAUCAACAAGCUCCUCACGGCCUUGAACGAGUGCACCGAGUGGGGCCAGAUCUUCAUCCUGGACUGCCUGGCAAACUACAUGCCCAAGGAUGACCGGGAAGCCCAGAGCAUUUGCGAGCGGGUGACGCCCCGGCUGUCCCACGCCAACUCGGCGGUGGUGCUCUCGGCGGUGAAGGUGCUGAUGAAGUUCAUGGAGAUGCUGUCGAAGGACCUGGAUUAUUACGGCACGCUGCUAAAGAAGUUGGCCCCGCCGCUGGUCACCCUGCUCUCUGCAGAGCCCGAGCUGCAGUACGUGGCUCUCCGCAACAUCAACCUCAUCGUGCAGAAAAGGCCCGAGAUCCUGAAGCACGAGAUGAAGGUGUUCUUUGUGAAGUACAACGACCCCAUCUACGUCAAACUGGAGAAGCUGGACAUCAUGAUCCGCCUGGCUUCCCAGGCCAACAUUGCUCAGGUGCUGGCAGAGCUGAAGGAAUACGCCACGGAGGUGGACGUGGACUUCGUAAGGAAGGCGGUUCGAGCCAUCGGCCGCUGUGCCAUCAAGGUGGAGCAAUCGGCCGAGCGCUGUGUCAGCACCCUGCUCGACCUCAUCCAGACCAAAGUCAACUACGUGGUGCAGGAGGCCAUUGUCGUCAUCAAGGACAUCUUCCGCAAGUACCCCAACAAGUACGAGAGCGUGAUCGCCACCCUCUGCGAGAACCUCGACUCCCUGGAUGAGCCCGAGGCCCGGGCUGCCAUGAUCUGGAUCGUGGGAGAGUACGCCGAGCGGAUCGACAACGCCGACGAGCUGCUGGAGAGCUUCCUGGAGGGCUUCCACGAUGAGAGCACCCAGGUUCAGCUGCAGCUGCUGACGGCCAUCGUGAAGCUGUUUCUGAAGAAGCCCACCGAGACGCAGGAGCUGGUGCAGCAGGUCCUGAGCCUGGCCACGCAGGACUCCGACAACCCUGACCUGCGGGACCGGGGCUACAUCUACUGGCGCCUGCUCUCCACCGACCCCGUGGCCGCCAAGGAGGUGGUGCUGGCGGAGAAACCCCUCAUCUCCGAGGAGACGGAUCUGAUCGAGCCGACGCUCCUGGACGAGCUGAUCUGCUACAUCGGGACGCUGGCUUCCGUCUAUCACAAACCUCCCAGCGCCUUCGUGGAGGGGAGCAGAGGGGUCGUGCACAAGAGCUUGCCCCCGCGAACGGGCUCGAGCGAGAGUGCCGAGAGCCCCGACGCAGCUCCCUCGGGGGUGCAGGCGGCGGAGCAGCCGGCCGUCAUCCCCACUCAGGGAGACCUGCUGGGUGACCUGCUGAACCUGGACCUGGGCCCGCCGGUGAGCGGGCCUCCCAUCGCGACCUCCUCCGUGCAGAUGGGCGCCGUGGACCUCCUCGGAGGUGGCUUGGACAGCCUGAUGGGGGACGAGUCGGAAGGGAUGGGCGGCGGCGGCGGCAGCUUCGCACCAGCGCCCAGCACCACGAUGCCGGUGAACCUGGGGGCACCCCUCGGCAGCGGCCUGGGAGACCUCUUCGACCUCACUGGUGGGGUGGGCACCCUGUCAGGAUCCUACGUGGCACCCAAAACGGUCUGGCUCCCUGCCAUGAAGGCCAAGGGGCUGGAGAUCUCCGGCACCUUCAGCCGGCAGGUGGGCUCCAUCUCCAUGGACCUCGUGCUAACAAACAAAGCCCUCCAGGUCAUGUCCGACUUCGCCAUCCAGUUCAACCGCAACAGCUUCGGCCUGGCCCCGGCAGCUCCUCUCCAGGUCCACGCGCCCCUUGCCCCCAACCAGUCCGUGGAGAUCUCCCUUCCGCUGAACACCGUCGGCUCUGUCAUGAAGAUGGACCCCCUGAACAACCUCCAGGUCGCGGUGAAAAACAACAUUGACGUCUUCUACUUCAGCACGUACCCGCUGCACAUCCUCUUUGUGGAGGACGGGAAGAUGGAGCGGCAGAUGUUCCUGGCCACUUGGAAGGACAUUCCCAACGAGAACGAGGCCCAGUUCCAGAUCAAAGACUGUUCUCUCAACGCAGAUGCCGUUAGCAGCAAGCUCCAAGGCAGCAACAUCUUCACCAUCGCCAAGAGGAACGUGGAGGGCCAGGACAUGCUCUACCAGUCCCUGAAGCUCACCAACGGCAUCUGGGUGCUGGCAGAGCUCAGGAUCCAACCCAGCAAUCCCAGCUUUACGUUGUCCCUCAAAUGCCGAGCGCCGGAGGUGUCCCAGUACGUCUACCAAGCCUACGAAACCAUCCUGAAGAACUAAGGUGCUGCUGCAGCCCCUUCUCUUCCUCUCCUCCCUUUCCCGCCCGAGGAAGCGGGGCAGGACCCGUGUGCAUGUCUUCUUUCCUUCCUGCCAAGGAGCCAGCCCCUGGGAAUCUCCCUCCAGCCCCGGGGCCCUGCAAACAGAACCAGUGCUCCCAUCUCCGGCGGGACUGGGGCGAGCGGAGGAGGGCAGGGGCGUCCCGGCCAGUCCCUACAUCCCUGUAGAAAUCUGUGUGUGAGUGAUGCAGUGUCCUCCUUGCUGAUGUUGCCCCGUCAAGAGCCCUGUUUCACCUUCUGGGUCCCUGUGACUGCUUUUUUUUUUUAACCGAGCCGCCGCACGUGGGGGGCUGCUCUCCUCCCCUGCAGAAAUCCACCUCCCCGCUGGCGCUGGGUUUCGUGUCUGCCCGGGGUGGUGUCUGGUGAAGGGCUCAGCACUCCUCAGCCCUAGGAAGAGCACCCCGGGGCUCGCUCUGAGUCUUUUUGGUGCACGUUGGGGCCCAAAGUGCCGUGGGGUUGGGUGGCUCUUGCUGCAGAUCCCCUUGGUGCACCAGGGAGGAGGUGGGAAAAGGCUUUGGCUUCUUCCUUCCCCUGCGGCAGCUCCUGCCUCUCCCCGGUUUCAUCCCCUGGUUCAGGAGAGCUGUGGGUGAGCCCCCAGCCCUUUGAAGAAGGGUCUCUUCCCCAUGGGAGCUGUUCCCAAAGGUCCCAGAAGGGCUCGAGGAGCUCAAAUUAGAGG
Gymnogyps californianus (California condor) is the source of this 3703-nucleotide messenger RNA. RefSeq names its product adaptor related protein complex 1 subunit beta 1 (gene AP1B1). Gene Ontology annotation, molecular function: clathrin binding. Gene Ontology annotation, biological process: vesicle-mediated transport; intracellular protein transport. The record is from RefSeq and is a predicted model, not a curated record. Lineage: Eukaryota; Metazoa; Chordata; Aves; Accipitriformes; Cathartidae. Gene Ontology annotation, cellular component: clathrin adaptor complex; membrane coat.